UUUGGUGAAGCCAACGCAGACCCUAGAGCGAUAUAUGGGUCAUUGAUAAUGACAGAUGGUUCUUUCUCAUAAACACACACUCCUGCAUUGUCAUUUUUAGAUGUCGGUGCAUUAGAAAGUUUGAGUGUCACAGUAAAUUGUUUAGUUUGAGACUAUUCACAGAUUGAUUUCUAUUCAUUUCAGGAGCAGAACAGCCUUUGAAAAGAACAAGACUGACGUCUUUCGGAUCAAAACACACAAUGUUGGGCCAAUAAAGAAAAUUAGAAUCGAGCAUGAUAACACGGGCAUGAGUGCCAGUUGGUUCCUGGACCGGGUUAUCGUGACUGACAUGAACAGGCCACACCUCCGAUUCUUUUAUGCCUGCAACAAUUGGCUGAGCAGAGACGAGGGGGACGGACUUACUGUCCGAUAUCUGCUGGGCAGCCUGAACCCCAUGGACAUCCCAAAACAAAACAAAUACAUAGCCAGUGUCUUCACAAUGGAUGCUAAAGGCAGUGGGACAGACGCUGAUGUCUACCUCAAUAUUUUUGGAGAAUUUGGGGAUACAGGAGAACGGAAGCUGGCCAGCGAUGGAAAGGACAAUUUUGAGCGCGGUAAUGAAGACAAAUUCACCAUCGAAGCACCAAAUCUGGGCAGACUUCGAAAAAUCACCAUCGGACAUAACAACAAGGGGUCGUCUGCUGGCUGGGCGUGUGAUAAAGUUGUAGUAGAUGACAUGGGGAAUAAGGAGGUUUAUGAGUUUCCGGUCAAUGCCUGGUUUGACAUCUCAGAAGGAGACGGCAAAAUACAAAGAGAUGUGCUUGCCGGAGCCACACAGCCAAUGGCGAUUGUGUAUAACGUACAGGUGAUGACGGGUGAUAUUCGUGGAGCCGGAACUAACUCUAAGAUCCACUUCGUCAUGCACGGUCAUAAGGGUAUUAAGAACAGUGGUAAGUUGUUCCUGGAGGGAGGCACAUUUGAGCGUGCUCAGAUCGACAUCUUUAACGUGGAGCUGCUGGAGCUGAUCAGCCCGCUCAGCAGAGUCACGAUCGGACACGACAACGCUGGGAUCAGCUGCGGCUGGUAUUGCGAAAAGGUGACGGUAUACUGCCCCUUCACAGGUUUAGAGCAGGUGUUUCCCUGCGGCAGGUGGUUGGAUGAAGAUGAGGGUGAUGGACUGGUGGAGCGAGAACUGUAUGAGAUGGUCUCACUCAGACAGAAAAAGCAAAAGAAAUUGCCCUGGUCUCUGUGGAUCUGGACAUCUGAGAUUAAAGGUGCUGGCACAGAUGCCCAGGUAUUCCUGCAGGUGUACGGGGAGACAGGCAAGAGCGACCAGAUGAAACUCGAGAGUAAAUCGGACAGUUUUGAACAGGGACAGUGCGACAAAUUCAUUGUAUGUCUUUUUAUCUUUGUGCCUCAUUCUAAAAAUAUACAUAUUUAUACAAAGUGUCAAUUUAUCUAUGCCAUUACAGUAGAUAAGAAUAUGUCAGUAUUUCUAACGCAGUUUUUCUGUUAA
Molecule: messenger RNA, 1495 nt
Organism: Carassius carassius (crucian carp)
Lineage: Eukaryota; Metazoa; Chordata; Actinopteri; Cypriniformes; Cyprinidae
Product: lipoxygenase homology domain-containing protein 1-like
Exons: 9
Coding region: 287-1495 (402 amino acids)
Molecular function (GO): protein binding
Source: RefSeq, a predicted model, not a curated record